Messenger RNA from Euleptes europaea (tarantolino), 744 nucleotides. It is a transcript of the gene TMEM11, whose product is annotated as transmembrane protein 11. Gene Ontology annotation, cellular component: mitochondrial inner membrane. Gene Ontology annotation, biological process: inner mitochondrial membrane organization. The transcript is spliced from 2 exons. Lineage: Eukaryota; Metazoa; Chordata; Lepidosauria; Squamata; Sphaerodactylidae. Bases 1 to 723 code for a protein of 240 amino acids. The record is from RefSeq and is a predicted model, not a curated record.
AUGGCGGCCUGGGGAAGGAGGCGCGCGGGGCCCGGCAGCUCCAGCGGCGGAGGAGGCGGCAGGGAGAGAAGCAUAAAUCCGUCUAAGCACAGGCUUUUCAGUGUAGGAAACUUAGGAGGUUCAGAGGCCAUAAAUGCAGCCAAGGCCAGCCGAGAGGAAUGCCAACUGGUGAGUUUCCCAGUUCAACUCUGCCUUUCUUCCCGCAGGGUCGCCUUGUCUGCCACGGACUGUUACAUAGUUCACGAAAUCUACAACGGUGAAAACGCGCAGGACCAGUUUGAGUACGAGCUGGAGCAGGCCUUGGAGGCCCAGUACAAGUACAUCGUGAUCGAGCCCACGCGCAUCGGGGACGAGACGGCCCGCUGGAUCACCGUCGGCAACUGCCUGCACAAGACGGCCGUGCUGGCGGGCACCGCCUGCCUCUUCACCCCCCUGGUGGUCCCUGCCGACUAUUCCCACUACAUCUCCUUGCCCGCCGGCGUGCUGAGCAUAGCCUGCUGCACCCUCUAUGGGAUCUCCUGGCAGUUCGACCCCUGCUGCAAGUACCAAGUGGAGUACAACGCCUAUAAACUCUCCCGCCUGCCCCUGCACACGCUCACCUCCUCCACUCCCGUGGUUCUGGUGCGGAAGGAUGACCUGCACAGAAAGAGACUGCAUAACACGAUAGCCCUGGCUGCCCUGGUGUACUGUGUAAAGAAGAUUUAUGAACUCUACGCCGUAUGAUUGUGCAGCCGGGGGAAAGGA